Messenger RNA from Manacus vitellinus (golden-collared manakin), 3059 nucleotides. RefSeq names its product zinc finger and BTB domain containing 39 (gene ZBTB39). The coding region runs from base 200 to 2329 and encodes 709 amino acids. The transcript is spliced from 2 exons. Gene Ontology annotation, molecular function: protein binding. Lineage: Eukaryota; Metazoa; Chordata; Aves; Passeriformes; Pipridae. The record is from RefSeq and is a predicted model, not a curated record. Gene Ontology annotation, biological process: negative regulation of transcription by RNA polymerase II; regulation of immune system process; regulation of cytokine production.
CUCCAAACUCCCGCUCUCUGCUGCUUUCUGCGCUCGCUGUUCCCUGUCCCGGGAAGGAGGAGGCUGGGAAUUAGGGGUAGAGCUCUCUGGAGCCCCUUGCCCUGCCACUCCUGGCUGCCCAACACCUCCUGCUCCCGCCGCUGAUGAGGGUGUAAAGGCCAAGCUGACCGGGAGGAGGGACUCUCAAGCAGCUGCUAAGAUGGGCAUGAGGAUCAAGCUGCACAGCACCAACCACCCCAACAACCUGCUGAAGGAGCUCAACAAGUGCCGGCUCUCCGAGACCAUGUGCGACGUCACCAUCCUGGUGGGCUCCCGCUCCUUCGCCGCGCACAAGGCCGUGCUGGCCUGCGCCGCCGGCUACUUCCAGAACCUCUUCCUGAACACGGGGCUGGACGCUGCCAGGACCUACGUGGUGGACUUCAUCACGCCGGCCAACUUUGAGAAGAUCCUGAGCUUCGUGUACACCUCGGAGCUCUUCACAGACCUCAUCAACGUGGGCGUCAUCUACGAGGUGGCGGAGCGGCUGGGCAUGGAGGACCUGCUGCAGGCCUGCCACUCCACCUUCCCCGACCUGGAGAGCUCGGCCAUCACCAAGCAGCCCUCCCUGUCCGUGGGGGAAGGCCGGGCAGGGCCGCUGAGCAGCACCUCCUCGGAGCAGAGCCACUCCCUGGGUGACAUCCGGAGCAGCACCGAGCACUUGGGCCCCGAGCGGAAUUACGUCCUGCACGGGGACGCGUCGGGCGGCUACAAGGAGGACGACAGGAACCCCGUGGGUGAGGCCAGCCAGGCUCUUCCCCUGAUGCAUCCACAGCAGCCUCCCAAGACGGAACAGGGGCCGGAUCCGGGGCAGUUCGCUCCGGCCGUGGGUCUGGGGGCCCAGCCCGGCGGGAACGUCGCGGCACAGACCACCGGCAGCUCCUGCUCCCAGUACAAGGCCCAGAGCAACGGCGACUACGGAAAGGGCGGCUUCUUCCCCACCGAUCCGUCCCUGGAUGUCUCCAUGGGGAGCAACUCCUGCCCCAGCAACAGUGACCACUCCAAAGAGCAGGGGUUCGAGCAGAUGGAUGAGCUGCAGCUGGAGGAUCUGGGAGAGGCCGAGCUGCAUUUUGAGGAUGCUGGAGAAGAGCUGGGCCCUUCCGAGGAGGUGAUUGAGCUGAGCGACGACAGUGAGGAGGAACUGGCCUUCGAGAGCGACGGCCGGGACAGCAAGGCCAUGCCCUGCCAGGUCUGCAAGAAGGUGCUGGAGCCCAACAUCCAGCUGAUCCGCCAGCACGCCAGGGACCACGUGGACCUGCUCACCGGGAACUGCAAGGUCUGCGAGACCCACUUCCAGGACCGCAACUCCAGGGUCACUCACGUCCUGUCCCACAUCGGCAUCUUCCUCUUCUCCUGCGACAUGUGCGAGACCAAGUUCUUCACCCAGUGGCAGCUGACGCUGCACCGGCGGGACGGGGUCUUCGACAACAACGUCGUCGUCCACCCCAGCGACCCCCUGCCCGGGAAGGUGGCCGUGUUUGGGGGCGGGGGGAGCCCCGAGCUGGCCUGCGCUGCCUGCGGGAAGCCCUUGGCCAAAGAUUUCCACACCGUCCGGAACCACCUCCUGGAGCACGUGAACCUGAAGAGCCAGACGUGCGGCGUGUGCGACCAGAGGCACCUGAGCCUCUGCAGCCUGAUGUGGCACACCCUGUCCCACCUGGGCAUCUCCGUCUUCUCCUGCUCCGUGUGCGCCAACAGCUUCGUGGACCGGCAGCUGCUGGAGAAGCACCUGGCCGUGCACCAGCACGUGGAGGAGGCUCUUUUCCAGUGCCACUUCUGCAGCCAGAGCUUCAAGCUGGAGGCGGCCUAUCGGUACCACGUCAGCCAGCACAAGUGCGGCGGGAGCCUGGACGUGCGGGCGGGGUUCGGGGAGCGGCUCCAGCCGCAGGGGCUGCCCAAGAGGAAGCUGCCCGAGGAGUUCCUGAGCGAGGAGCUGGCGCUGCAGAGCCAGCCGGGGAACAGCAAGUACAGCUGCAAGGUGUGCGGGAAGAGGUUCGCCCACACCAGCGAGUUCAACUACCACCGGCGCAUCCACACCGGCGAGAAGCCCUACCAGUGCAAGGUGUGCCACAAGUUCUUCCGCGGGCGCUCCACCAUCAAGUGCCACCUGCGGACGCACUCGGGGGCCCUCAUGUACCGCUGCACCGUGUGCGGGCACUACAGCUCCACGCUCAACCUCAUGAGCAAGCACAUAGGGGUGCACAAGGGCAGCCUGCCCCCGGACUUCACCAUCGAGCAGACUUUCAUGUACAUCAUCCAUUCCAAAGAGGCCGAGAAGAACACGGACAGCUGAUGGGGGCGAGGCGGGAGGAGCGAGCAUUUUCGUUACGGAGGCUGUGGGAAAGAAAAAAAAAAGUGUCGUUUCUUUUAUUUAAUGGUCAGGCAUCAUGGAUGGAAUUCUCCUUUUCAGGUUUUUUUUUUUUUUGUUUGUUUGUUUGUUUGUUUUAAUUUUUAUUUUUUGUGCCUAUUUAGGGCUUUUUUUAGAUUGGUGGCGUUGUACAAAUUAACAGCACGUGAGGUACAUCACUGUUUCAAGGAGUCUGUCGUGUUUACUUAACUCUGGUCCUGUUAGAGGCCAUCGAGUUCUGUGUUUUUAGUAUUCCUCACUAGUUUUUGAGUCUAGAGUCUAUUUUUUUUGAGCCUUCUGGCCCACUCAACCAGGCUAACCCUGAGCUUGUCCACAAACUGAUGCUGCUAAGAUUUUCACACCUGACCUCAGUGGAGAGGGACAGAGCCAGAGCAGGUGCUGGACUCGAAGGAAAGGAACAAAAAGGAAAGAAAAAAGGAAGAAAAAAAAAAAAAAAGACGUUCUGGGCAUCCCUUGGGUUCUGCUGCUACUGCCAGAAGAUGGGCCAAGUGUGUCCUGGAAAUGGCCAUCGCUGGGUCACCAGGGAGAGGAGCAGGAAGCGUGUGAGUGUGCGAAUGAGGAGGGGGAUUCCCACAUUCCCAGGCCGUGGCUGUGACACACUCGCUCGUGCCCUGAGGAGGAGAUGGAGCUACACAACCUCCCGGAGGAGUCUCUG